Messenger RNA from Gadus macrocephalus (Pacific cod), 2971 nucleotides. RefSeq names its product equilibrative nucleoside transporter 2. Gene Ontology annotation, cellular component: plasma membrane; basolateral plasma membrane. Gene Ontology annotation, molecular function: nucleoside transmembrane transporter activity. NCBI's taxonomy places the organism in Eukaryota, Metazoa, Chordata, Actinopteri, Gadiformes, Gadidae. The transcript has 13 exons. Gene Ontology annotation, biological process: guanine transport; uridine transmembrane transport; hypoxanthine transport. Bases 281 to 1684 code for a protein of 467 amino acids. The record is from RefSeq and is a predicted model, not a curated record.
CAACUACGGCUACGCGAUGGAUUACGUGGACGUCGCCGAUUAAAAUGAAGAGUCUACAUGACCGCCCUCGCCACACGUGCGACGCGCGAAGAACACUCUUCGCUAUCCGAAUGCAAACGCGUCCCGGGUUUUUCCGAUUCUGUUAAUGUUAUUGUAGCCCGGUAUCGUUUUAUUUUCUUGUUCGAGGUUACCCUGGAUGUGUACACCGCGACAUGACAACACAGUGACCGACACCCCUCCCGGAUCCUCUCAAAGCUUCUCCAGAACCUUCUAGGACGGAAUGAAGGGCCAGGCUGACGCACCGCGGGACCGAGGAGGUCUGGUGGGCAUCAUCUUCUUCAUCCUGGGCUUGGGAACACUGUUGCCAUGGAACUUCUUCAUGACCGCCUCCAUGUAUUUCCAGGGCCGCCUGAACACGACAGAGUGGAGUGACGGGGAGGUGGUGGUCCGCAAGGAGUACUACUUCAACAACUGGAUGACCCUGCUCUCCCAGCUGCCCCUGCUGCUCUUCACCCUGCUCAACUCCAUCCUUUACCAGAGGAUAUCGGAGGCGGUGCGGAUCGCGGGAAGCUUUGUGGCCAUCCUCUUCUUCUUCGUCUUCACAGCCAUCCUGGUCAAGGUGGACAUGGGGAUGGACCGCUUCUUCUCCGUCACCAUGGCCACCAUAUGGUUCAUCAACUCGUUCGGGGCGGUGGUGCAGGGCAGUCUGUUCGGCCUGGUGGGCCAGAUGCCCCCGCAGUACAGCGGCUUCUUCAUGAGCGGCCAGGGGCUCGCCGGCACCUUCGCCGCGCUCGCCAUGAUCUUCGCCAUCGCAAGUGAAGCCGACUCUGAGACGGCGGCGCUGGGGUACUUCAUCACGCCCUGCAUCGGGACGCUGGUCACCCUCCUCAGCUACGUGCUCCUGCCGCGCCUGGAGUUUGCCCAGCACUAUCUAAACAGAAGUGGACGACACGAGACGGACGCCAGCCAUGAACUACUGGACGAGAGCAGUUUGACGGAGAAGAGCAAGCUAAAUGCUAACGGCGGCGUGCAGGCCAACGGUGCCGCGGCGGAGGACCCGGGAGCCUCCCUGGAGACCAACAUGGUCCUGGUCGUGGAGCCCACCAAGCAGGCCACCGUGACCCUGGACGAGGGCCGGACCGACCCCAAGAAGGCCUCCGUCAUGGAGGUCUUCAAAAAGAUCUGGGUGAUGGCGUUCUGCGUGACGUUUGUCUUCACCGUGACGCUGUCCGUGUUCCCCGCGGUCGCCGCUGACGUCAGGACAUACUCACCCGAGGGCACCUGGGAGCGCUACUUCCUGUCUGUGUGCUGCUUCCUGGUGUUCAACGUCAACGACUGGCUGGGCCGUACCGUCACCACGUGGGUGCACUGGCCGCGUAAGGACUCAGUGGUGUUCCCGGUGCUGGUGGGCUGCAGGGUGGUGUUCGUGCCGCUGAUCAUGCUGUGCAACGUCCAGAGCCGCUGGCUGCUGCCCGUCUACUUCCCCCACGACGCGGCCUUCGCCGUCAUCAUGGCGCUGUUCGCCUUCUCCAGCGGAUACUUUGUGUGCCUCUCCAUGACCUACGCACCGCAGAUGGUGGCAGCGAAGGACGCAGAGACGGCCGGGGCCCUCAUGACCUUCUUCCUGGCCCUCGGGCUCUCAUGCGGAGCCGCCCUGUCCUUCGCUCUGAGAGCCCUGGUCUAACACACACACACACACACACACACGCACACACAGUAUUAAUACUGUGAACCCAUUACACACACACACACACACACACACACACACACACACACACACACACACACACACACACACACACACACACACACACACACACACACACACACACACACACACACACACACACACACACACACACAUCGUAUUAAUUAGGGAUGGGAAUCGAGAACCGGUUCUUGUUCAGAACCGGUGCCGAGUCAACCGAUUCCUUGGAAUCAUUAGCAAGCCUGCUUAACGAUUCCGCUUAUCGGUUCCGGUCGCGGCAAAUGCGUCAUGACGUCACACACACGCGGCUUUGUUUUGGUUCAGAACGCAGCAAACAUGGCGCCGCCGAAGAAGAAGCGCAUUGUGCGUUCACACCAAACGCGACGGGGCGACAAGAUCCCAUACAAAGUGAACGUAGAGACGCGAAUCGGGCGAAUUUUUCACGAGAGAAAACCGGCGACAAGUUUUGAUUGUCGCGCCACACAUCCGCUGUGCACAGGGAGCGCGUUCACGAGGAUCUGUGCCGCGACAAAUUCGCUCGAGUUUAAAUAUUUUUCAACUUUGAAGCGAAUUUUGCGUGAUGACAGCCAAUCAGCGUUCAACCGUCGAACUCCGGGGUGAACUGCAGCAUGGAGGAGAAAGUGAUUGUUGCCGUUUGCGACUCCCGGAGCUCUAUAUAUAAUAGUAUAUAAUAUAUUAUAAUUGUAUAUAUAAUAUAAUGGCCAACAGCUCUGUGCGCCUCCGGAUGGCCGUAGCGUGGGGAGCUCUCAUAGGGAUUGGGCUUCUCGGGGUUUGUUUACCGGCAUUGCUAUGGUUUCCGGUCUUGUGUGUUCCAACGGUUUAUUAGGUUUAUUAGGCUGUUUUCAGUCUGUGUUUUUAGUUUUAUGGCACAUAAUGAUGGCAUUUGGGCUUAAAAGGCCAAACAUAUUUUUUUGUCUAGACCAAUUGAUUUGAAAAUGUACAAUUUAAUACUAGACGCACUUCUGAUCAGAUAUUAAAGAGAUUUAAUACAAACAAACACAUUUGUACUUAUUUUCUCACCCAAUGAGAAUCGAUAAGAGAAUCGAUAAGGAAUCGGAUCGAUAAGCAGAAUCGGAAUCGUGAAAUUCUUAUCAAUCCCAUCCCUAGUAUUAAUACUGUGAGCCCAUUACACACACACACACACACACACACACACACACACACACACACACACACACACACACACACACACACACACACACACACACACACACACACACACACACACACACACACACACAC